CCCACGCAUGCACAUGACGCAUACACUGCUAUUGACAAGACGGGUGGCGCACGGAUGGGUGAUCGAGAGAGAUCGAUAGGCAGUGAGGCAGGCCAAGUAGGGCGCAACAAGCCAGGGGAAAGGAAAGACACGAUAAGAACACUGCAGCAAAACUGCCAGCCACUCGCUCCACGAAAAUCAACACAUAGGGACACACACACACGCACUACAAAUCCACCUCUCGGCCCAGCCAUGCAUCUAUUCACUCGGCCCUGGCAGCUCCUUUGUGUUGAUGGUGAAGAUCUCGCACUUGGCCUCGUCUGCCCGUGUGGAUGAGCCGUCGGUGGUGGUCUCCGAGCCGUCGCCCUGCUCCGCCGCCGCCUUCUUCUCUCCUUCCUCAUCCUCCCAGAAGAAAUCCAGCGGAUCGGCAGCCUGAUGGCCAUCCCAUCACCGACACAUGCACACCGCCUGUCGGUGCGUUGUUCGUGUUGUUUUCAUAUGACAUACCUUGUCGGAGGGUGCCGCCUGUGGAGUGUCGUCGCCGUCAUCGUCCUCGUCCGACAGCACAUACACCUCCGUGCCGGGGGCAAACACUUCAGUCGAAGGGACCUAGAGGAAGCCACAGUACAGACAGCACGCCGACUGUGGCAAGCAGGGCAGUCGUGUCUGUCUUUGUGUGUGGGAUGUGCUGUGGUCACUCACUGUCUUUUGGUCGUCUCCAUGUGGGUGGACGGCGUCGUACACGUCCUUCCUGAUCCACACCUUAUACACUUCCUGACCCUCAUCUGCCGCCAGCGCAGCCGACCGCCGCCGACGUCGGCCCUUGACACGACCACCCUUGCCGUCACCACUCUGGCAAGACAGACAGACCCACAACACACACACGCACACACACACACGCACCACACACAACACACAGGGCGUAACAAGACCAAGGCUCAUGCAUCUGUGCCUUGUGUGUCACUCACUGUGGCAGACCUGUGAGCGUGGCGGCCUCUUCUUCUUGGUCAAGUAGUACACAGGUGUUGCGGUGUCGGGUGCCACGCCGGCAUCUGGUCAGGUCAGACAGCAGGCAGACAGACAGACAGUAGUACUAACGCAGGCAGACAGCCGUGGUGUGGUGUGUGACGUAACAGAUGGAUGGCUAUGACUGACCUUUGAUGAGGGUCUCAAUCCUCUCCUGUACUGCCUGCGCAGUAGAGGUAGAGGACGGCUGAGCGGCAUCGCCAGGGGAUGGCGCAACCGACGACCCCUGUGCUGAUGUGGCGGCGGUGCGCUGAGAUGAUGUCGGCGGGGCAGGUGGAGGGCUCUUGGCCUGCUGUGCUCUGAGCUCUUCGAAGGCCUUUAGCAGCACACGAGGCCUGAAACGAACACGCAGAGUCCGUAAUCUUGUCUGGCAGCUGCGGAUCUGCUGCCGGCACCCUCUCACCUCUUGACGAGCUCCUGGCCUGUCCUCUCACGGGCCGCGCUUCGCAUCGGCGAGAUGUGCUCGUGCAAACUCCAGCACACACACCGCUGCUGCGUACGCCCGUCGCCCUUAUCCCUUUCCCCCUUCCCCUGUUG
Messenger RNA from Vitrella brassicaformis, 1542 nucleotides. The record is from the annotation of a GenBank genome assembly. Lineage: Eukaryota; Vitrellaceae.